Hevea brasiliensis (rubber tree) is the source of this 1293-nucleotide messenger RNA. RefSeq names its product shikimate O-hydroxycinnamoyltransferase-like. The record is from RefSeq and is a predicted model, not a curated record. The coding region runs from base 1 to 1293 and encodes 430 amino acids. Lineage: Eukaryota; Viridiplantae; Streptophyta; Magnoliopsida; Malpighiales; Euphorbiaceae. The transcript is spliced from 2 exons. Gene Ontology annotation, molecular function: acyltransferase activity, transferring groups other than amino-acyl groups.
AUGAAGAUCAUCAUAAAGGAAUCGAGCAUGAUACGCCCAGCAGAAGAUUUGCCUAAUCAGCAUCAAUGGCUCUCUAAUUUAGAUCUAUUGCAUGAAAGAAACCACGUUCCUACAGUGUACUUUUACAAGUCAGAUAAGUAUCCCAAUUCCUUGGAAGCUAAGGCACUUAAGGAGGCUUUAAGCAAAGUUCUUGUGCCAUUUUACCCAGUGGCCGGGAGGUUAGGAAGAGAUGACAAUGGUAGGCUUGAAAUUAAUUGUAAUAAUGAGGGAGUGUUGUUCAUAGAGGCUCAAACGGACUCUGAAAUAGAUGACAUUGGUGACUUGAUGCUCAAUGUGGAAAUUCCUCAACUCAUUCCUUCAGUUGACAAUUCACAAGGCAUCUCUUCUUUCCCACUUUUUGGUGCACAGGUAACUACGUUUAAAUGUGGUGGACUAUCUCUUGGACUUCGAUUUCAUCAUACAUUAGCAGAUGGUUUUGGGGCUCUCCAUUUAAUCAACACAUGGUGUGAUGUUGCACGAGGACUCUCCAUUACCACACCACCAUUCAUGGAUCGGACCAUUCUCCGCUGCCGAGUCCCACCAACCCCGAAAUUUAAACACAUUGAGUUUGAAAAGCCACUUCCCAUGGACUCUCCCACUCAAAUCGACACAUUACAACAAAAUUGUAUUGAAAUCUUUAAGAUCACAGCUCAACAACUUGAAACCUUGAAAACCAAGGUAAAGAACAGCGAUGGGAAAAGAAACUACACUAGCUAUGAGAUCUUAACUGCACAUAUAUGGCGAUGCACAUGCAAAGCACGUGGCUUAUCCGAUCAUCAACCUGCUAGGUUACGCAUAGCCAUUGAUGGUCGGUCUAGAUUGGAUCCUCCACUUCCACCUUGCUUCUUUGGAAACGUAAUCUUUUUUGCUGCACUAAUUGCCCUAUCUAGUGAGGUUCUAUCAGAGACGUUAGAGGACACAGUGGAAAGAAUUGAUAAGGAAAUAAGAAGGAUGGACAAUGAGUACCUGAGAUCGGCUAAUGACUACUUGGAAGUAUUGGAUGACCUAACGCCUAUCUUGAUAGGCGCCCAUUCUUGUCGAUGCCCAAACCUCGGCAUUAUUAGUUGGGUGCGACUGCCUUUCUAUGAUGCUGAUAUUGGAAUGGGAAAGCCCAUAUAUGUGAGGCCAGCAAAUCCACCUGAAGGCAAGGGAUACAUAUUACGAAGUCCAAGUAAUGAUGGAAGUUGGCAAUUGGCCAUAUUCCUGCAGGAAGAUCACAUGCAAUCCUUCCAAAGGUUGUUUUAUCAGUUUUGA